Messenger RNA from Miscanthus lutarioriparius, 429 nucleotides. NCBI's taxonomy places the organism in Eukaryota, Viridiplantae, Streptophyta, Magnoliopsida, Poales, Poaceae. The record is from the annotation of a GenBank genome assembly.
GUGAACAAAGUGUCGGUCCUCGCCGAAACGAUAGCCUACCUCAAGGAGCUUCAGCGAAGGGUACAAAGAGCUGGAAUCCAGAAGAAACUCUCUGCGGGCUCCAAGAGGAAGAGCCCAGAGUUCGGCGGUGACGUGGAGAAGGAGCACGGCCAUCCCAGCUGGGUCCUCCCCAAGGACGGCACCAGCAACGUCACCGUCACCGUCUCGGACAGGGACGUGCUCCUGGAGGUGCAAUGCCGGUGGGAGGAGCUCCUGAUGACACGGGUGUUCCACGCCAUCAAGAGCCUCCACUUGGACGUUCACUCGGUUCAGGCUUCGGCACCAGAUGGCUUUAUGGGGCUCAAGAUACGAGCUCAGUUUGUUGGCUCCGGUGCCGUCGUGCCCGGGAUGAUCAGCGAGGCUCUUCGUAAAGCUAUAGGGAAUCGAUGA